Messenger RNA from Aspergillus alliaceus, 946 nucleotides. Its product is annotated as nucleoside phosphorylase domain-containing protein. The transcript is spliced from 4 exons. Lineage: Eukaryota; Fungi; Ascomycota; Eurotiomycetes; Eurotiales; Aspergillaceae. Gene Ontology annotation, biological process: nucleoside metabolic process. The record is from RefSeq and is a predicted model, not a curated record. Gene Ontology annotation, molecular function: catalytic activity. The coding region runs from base 1 to 876 and encodes 291 amino acids.
AUGGCUCUUUGCAGGCCGCAAGUCCAUGCUGUAUUCUCAUCAGUAUCCUGGCAAAACUCAGGGGAUUGGGCAGCAAAAGCAGCCAGAGAUAAGGCGACGAGGAUGCCCCCUAACACCAUCGGCUGGGUGUGCGUCUUGGGCUGUGAACAGGACGCCGCCAGGGCUUUCCUCGACAAAGAACAUGAAGGUCUCCCUAACCCGCAUGAUCAGAACGCAUACAUUGUUGGCCGCAGGGGAAAGCACAACAUUGUCAUUGCUAGACUGAUUGGACUAAGAAAGGCCAACACCGCUGACACUGCGGCGAAUAUGCUUCGCACGUUUACACAGAUCCAUUUCGGACUGUUGGCAGGUGUCGGAGGGGCGCCACAGACGGCACCUGAUGAAUUCGGUAGGAGGAACGAUAUCCGGUUAGGGGAUGUUGUGGUCAGUAAGCCCCAAAAGGAUCACGUGGGGUUGACGUACUUUCGCUUACCAGGUGGCGAGCAUGACCUCCUGUUCUGUGCAACCCAUUGUGACCCAUCUCAAAUCAUGGAUCGGGUCCCGCGGCCGGGAGACCGUCCCUCCGUCCAUUAUAGGCUGAUUGCCUCCGCAGUUACGACUGUGAGAUGCCCUACCUUUGGAGAUAGGCUUCGCAGGUCGAACAAGGUACCGCGUUUUGAGCAGGAGGCGGCGGGCUUGUUGGAUCACUUCCCGCAUCUUGUCAUCUGGGGCAUUGCGGACUAUGCCGACUCCCACAAAAGCAAGAAGUGGCAGCCGUAUGCUGCAGUAAUUGCUGCAACCUAUGGUAAAGACCUAUUAGCGGUGAUUCAUCUCCAGGAAGUUGCUGAGCGUACCCUUGCGGCGGAAGUUUCAGGAGGAAUGUAUGAAUGCCCAUAGGAUCUAGAGGAAGGAGGUUAGGACAAGAACUUAGGAAGGCGGUGCUAACUAGAGCUUGACUGUAGUGAAC